Dromaius novaehollandiae (emu) is the source of this 8004-nucleotide messenger RNA. It is a transcript of the gene CFAP97D1, whose product is annotated as CFAP97 domain containing 1. The transcript has 5 exons. Lineage: Eukaryota; Metazoa; Chordata; Aves; Casuariiformes; Dromaiidae. Gene Ontology annotation, biological process: sperm axoneme assembly. Bases 27 to 485 code for a protein of 152 amino acids. The record is from RefSeq and is a predicted model, not a curated record.
AUGAGUACUCGCCUUACUGUCACUGCAUGCCUGAAAUAUUGUUUCUGUUUUCACUGCGUCCAGGAAGAAUGCAGCCCUGUAGUGCUUUUCCUCAGCAAAAGCUGUUUCAUGCAAGAUUUCGUGUGGAUAAUAAGCCCCCACAUGCACAGACCCACCAACAUUUUAACCCAAGCAAGAUUCAGGAGGAUCAAAAGCGAAUUGGCCAAAUUGAAAGAGAUAAUAAGAAGCUCUUGGAGAGGCUAGCUGAGAUACACCGAGGGACAGGGAAAGUGGACUGCUGGAACGAGCGCUUUCGGAGGAGUUCAAAUAGAGACAAGCAGAACCGGGAAAUAGUGAAGAUCACUGUGGAAAACCAAGGUGUUCUGAAGAGGCUUGUUGACCGUAAGCCUACUUAUGAUCAUAAGAAGUCUGAGACCGGUUGGCAGAACACUGGGCACUUCAUACGGAAUACGACACGAUACCUUAUCACCUCGCAAGAGAACUAGGUAUGCUGUUUUACCUCAGAAGGUUUAAUUUUAUAAAGCAAUGCACAUGUCACAUGAGAAGCUGUUUGAGAUAUCAGGGAUCUAAUCUGUGUGCAUUUCAUGAUCAUAUGAAAAGUGAUAUAUUUUAUAGGAAGUUGUCAUCUUAAUUCUAUUGCAAAUUUGGCUGGAGAAAAUGAUUCUUCAAAACCACCUGAAUGUACGUUUGGUCUCAUUGACUGAAAUGUUCCUUGGCUGUACUGUACACACCUUAAGUUUCAAAAGGGAAGCAGUUUCAGAUAUGGUCAGUAUACGGACAGAAGACUGCCUGAAAAUUUCAGGCAGUGCAGACAUUAACCAAGGUUCAUCCUCUGAUACUAUCAAUCACAGAAAGAAAUAUGAAAGACUACAUUAAUUUGUAAGUGUGAGCAAGGGAGGGAGAGGGAUAAGGGAGAGGAGGUUUGGUUUGCUAUGACUUGGGACUACUCACAAAGCAGGGCUUUGAAUUAAGAGUACAUUUGCAUUCUGUUUUUCUUUAUAAUCUCUUCUCACCUUUUUUUGCUCUAAUUGCAGGAGAAUAUACCAGGCACGACUAACAGCAGGGACUCAAAAUCUUGUCAGAAUCAGUCUUGUUCUGAUAACGUUAGCUAUCUGCUGCAUACUCUUUUGCUAGGAUUUUAGAAUAAAUAGGAGCAUUCAAUGUGUUUUUUUCUUCCCCUGCAAGUAAUGCUCAUCUUAGCUACCCUCAAACUUUAACAUAUAUAUACCUAUCCUCUCACCAUUCUUUACCUUGAACCUAGAAAAAACCCUGCAUCUAGAAACCAAACGUUUCUGACAGUGCCACAACUUAACACCAAGGUGAAUGUUCAUUCAUCUAGAAUUUGCUACCUGCACACAGUUUAGAAGAUUAUUUAACCAAUACUAUUCCAGUUCAGUUUUAACAGCAAUAUUACAUGUUAACAUCUUAAGUUUUCAGUUACUGUAACUUCAAUUAUACCUGUGUAUUUCAUUUGCCUUGCUUCUCUUAAUAGUUCCCCAUUAGACUAUGUUAGAUCAUAAAGCUCGCAAACUAUUUAUUUAUUGCUAGUCCUUUGGAAUUUUUUAAGUGGUUGGAUAGUAAUCUUUGAGUGAAUUCUGACCCUUAAAUAAUUUUAUCUAUAUCCCCUACAAAUGCUUAUGUCUUGCAGACUAAAAAAGCUGUUUGUAAUGUGUAAUAGAUAUCUAUGGCAACAUCAGUCAAUUUAUACAAAGGCAUCUCUGCCUAUUUGAUAUUUUCGUAAGGCUACUUCAUUUGAAACGUUCAUUUGAAAUAGUUUUUAAAGUAUUACUCUCUAUUGUUCAUAGGAUAAAGGUACAUCUGUCACAAAAUUCAUUUGGCCAGUGAGUUUCUUUUGUUAGCCACUUACCCUUGAUGGCUGUGCUGGGCCAAGACAGGAGCGAUGUGACAACAGAGCUGAUGGGCAAUCAGCAUAUGAAGGAGUCCUUGUACACUUGCUGAGAGGCCACUGGUCUUGUGGUGUAUCUGCUCUGAAAAGCCAGAGCAGCUAUCUGCUUGUGAAUGGUGCUAUUCUUGCAUGAAUGGGAACCUGAACACCGAUAGUCAGGAAGACACAUGAAAGUUGCCAGGGUAGAGCUUUUUGGUGAAGACAGAUAUGGGCGACUGUCCUACACAACUUUUGGGGCUGAGAAGACUUAGCGUAGAGUCAGUGACACUGGCAUAUAAGAAACGUGCUUUUUAAUAUGAAGUGUUCUUAGUUUUAGUGAAUGUGCUGGAACAAGAAUUAUAUGAUAGUGUUAAAAUGCAAAGAAUGGGAUUGGUGCAUUAGAAGAUGUUAUUAAAGGGCAGAGCAAGUAUGAAAGAUUACAAUUCAGUAGGCAAAGGAAAACAGCAACUGAUUUUAUCUAAUGUAGACCUGCACAAUACUCAUAAAUCUAUCAAACAAUGACUUUUAAAGCAUAGGCGCUUUCAGAACUGUAUCUCUGCAUUUUCUUAUUUAUACCUGCCUAAAAAUCCUGCAUAUUCAAGUCUUCUGAAAUAUCUGCAAAAUCCUGUAACUGUUAAGAUUUCCUCUUCAGGACUUGAUGUGGCCUACUACAUACUCUGGAACCCUUCACCAGAGUUGAAACAAAGGCAUCUGUAACUGCUGUAAGGAUGAAGAUUUGGUGCUGUAGCUCAGAUACAUAGUAUCCUCAUUUUAGUGCCCUCUUUGGAGCUGCUAUGUUGGUGUCCGUCUAGUAUCCCAUCAGGUGGCAUUUCUAACGGUGCCUUGCGGAUAAGAAGCUUCUUGAAGGCCUGUCUCAAGUCACAUAGAGUAAUUUUCACGUAGGCAAAAGAACAUCUCCAGUUUAUUAUGAGAUGGAUAGUCACACAGGUGUGUUCACAGGUUGCUUAAUGUUUGGCCUGUGUCAGCAGGAAGAGACUGGGAAAGUGGGCAUAAGCUAUGGAUGAGCAGACUACCCGUGCAAGACAACCAGAAGCCCUGGGAAAUGUGGGAUGGGCAUUGAGAACCCCCCCUCUUUCAGCUGCUAAAAUAUAUACAACUUACAUAGCUGACCUAGUUUGGUUCCUAAUUGGAAAGGAUUUGCAACUAAUGAUUCUGAGAAGGGAAACAUGUCUUGCUGACCUUUCAGCCAGCUGAAUUUCUAAGCAGCUGAAAUGGUGUAAGCACUCUCCAAAGGAUAUCCCUCCCACCUAGUUUAAGUAGCUUGUUCUGUAGGUAGACUGAUCCCUGAAAAGUACCUAGUUUGGGAUGCCUUAACUCUAGCCACACAGUACUAUUUGGCCAGAGGCUGAGAAUUCCAGAUUGUUAGGGUCCAGGCACUGCUUAAAUGCUUUGAAAGUGUGGGACCCUCUGUGAAGUUUUACCUUACAAAAUGCAUCACUUACAGUCUAAAAGUCACUCCAAAUCUUUUACUAAUCUGUUUAGACUGAGUGUUCAGUUUUGAAUGACAGCUACCACAAAAAAUUCUGAUUCAGGAAGGCAGUGUCUGCUUCUGACUUACUUUGUUUAGUUCUUCUAAUACAGUUUCUAUAUGUUAUUUUCUAGUUAGAAUGGCAGCUUUGAAGUGAAUGACGUUUCCCUUUUAUAAUUCACAUAUUUACAAGACACUUAUUCAGUCCGUCCUUUAAGCAGACGGUAACUGGCUAUGACCUAACCCAGUUGACUGGCACCCAAAAUGAAUCCUUGUUUAGUGUCUCUAGCACAGUUUUCAGCUGAUUACAUGCACUCUGGAGAUCUUCUUUCACCAGUAUAGUGUCAAUUAAAUGGCCAUACUGCUCUUCAAUGAAUGCUGCUGAAUUAAUAAUUUCCUGCUGUUCUUCAUCCUGCUGAUCAACACAUGAGAAGAUGAUACUAAAUUUGCAGUACAGCUUUUUAAUUACUUACUAGUAUUUUUGAGUACUAUGCUAGCAUCCUAAAUCAUUACUUUGAAAAGAAAUGAAACAAAAGCUGCUACCACUGGGAAAGGGUAGUUAAGAUCUUACAAUUGAGAUUAAUCAGCUGUAUGCUACAGUGCGAAAUUGGUAGGUUGUUUCAAGAACAGAAGAGCAGUUAGGGAGGUGGAGAAAACAUUCCAAAAGGGAAGUAAGAUUAUGACACUGCAUUUUAUGAAGUCAGAUGUUGCCUAACAUAACAUCUGGAAAUCAUACUUUUCAAAAUAUAGAAAAGUAACAUUGGACACAGUGUCCCCAAGUUCAGUAAUGUUUAAGGGCUUAAGUGAAAACUUAUCAGGAGAACAAAGUUCUGUAUGUAUAAAUUCAAAGUUUUAGGUUACCCAAAAUAAGGGCAUUAUGCACUGUCAGUAUUUCAGUUUACAUCUACACAUCACCAAUUUCCAGCUGGCUUAGGUCUGUAGGAUGUGCACAUGCUGGUUUUGUGUGUUAUCUAUUGCAUCACUGCCUAACAGGCUGGAUGGGUGUCACUAUGCAGGUAUCAGGAACAGGUGGCUGCCUUGGCUGUUUGAUAUGGCUGCUUAUUGACAAAAUAAAAUGAUUAUUACUUUAUCUGAGUUCAGUAGCAGCUUCCUCUGCUCUGCCCUUGAGUGAUGCACACAGCUCUACAGGGAAGAUGUGCACUCUGCCUCAUGUUACUUACGUAGCUAACUUUAAGGGGAGUCAAAAAAUCUCAUUCUGAAGUUCCGACUGAAAGGCUGGAGGUCCACCCUGACUCCCUCACUGUCACGUAAGACUAGCUCUUCCGCGACAGCAAUACUAUCCCAAGUACUUCUUUCAUGUCUGAAAAGUAGAGAUUAAGGUUAUGAUACUUACAAGGGGGGUUGAGAGUUCUUCUGACACAGGAGAUUUUAGAGCAUGCUUUUUCUUCUCUGGAAUGAGAGGCUUCACAAAGAUAACAUAAGGCUUAAACUCAGGAGUCCUCAGGUGCUUCACUGCCUGCGAACAGAUGGUUUUUGUCAUGCCCUGUCUUUUAGAUCACUGCAUGGAAUGUCAGUGAUCUGCACAAGCUGGGUUCAACAGUUUCACCUGUGCACACUCCAGCGUGAAGUCCUGUGUACGAUACAAUACAUCUGAGCACAGUAACCUUUUGCUCUUCAAAAGAAAGAUUAGUGUCAGUUUCCCAGCUACCUUACAAGAGUAUGUGAGCUUCCUGGAGGCAAGGUCUAACUGCAACACACCUUGCUUUGCAUUGCGAUCCCAGGAUUGGGGACAUGGCAAAGAGACAGAAAAGGAUAAAAAUGUGGCUUCCUAGGCAAGUUACUGUUUGCUCCUCAUAAGAGGCCAAACACAGGAAAAUGCAAACCUGGAAUUCAUUUUAAGCAAUGUUAAACGUCCUUAUGUAUCCCAUUCACCGUAUCCAAGUCAAGAUUUCAAGAUUAAUUCCUAGUAUGGAGGAGAUGAGAGCAGGCAUACCGGCACCAGUUACAACUCUAAUAACGAUUUUGAAGCAACAAAAAGGAAAAAGAAUGGAAGUCCCAUCCGUACCGUAAACAUUCCCUCUGUGCCUUCAGCAGGCGAGGAUGGUUAUGCACAUUUCCCCUAGAGCAACAGAUAACCCCCUCAGUGAGAACUGAUAACGUCUCUUCUCAGGCAUCUAAGAAUUCUACACGCUGCAUUGCUUUUUGAAGAGUCCUACUCUGUUUAGUCUGCAAUGAGGCCACCUGUUAGGAACACACAUUCUGACAGCAUUGUUGCUCUUGGCAGAGUAAGUACCCACAAAUGGUGGGCACAUUAGUUAGCCUAGGCUGAGAGCCCCAUAAGAAAUAUUUGUUUUCCUUAAAAUAAUCUACCAAACAUUAGAACUUACUUCAGGUACCACAUCCACCAAACAAACCUUCUUUUUGGCCAUCACGGACCGGAUUGCCUCCAGACUUGUGCCGUACAGAUUUUCUUUGUAUUCUCCAUGUUCCACAAAUCUAAAAAGUUAAUACAUUUUUAAAUGCUGUCCACAAAGAAAAAUCGAACUUGCAACACUUGACAGCUACUUCCCCAAACCACAGUAUUCUAAUACCGGGGGCGGGGGGAGUAAAAAAAAAAAAAAAAAAGUAAGGAAAGUAGGUUUUUUUUUUUCUUUCUGGUUCCUUAAUAACAACAGUCAUCUUCACAUUAUCACUAACAGGUAAUGAGUGCUAUUGACAAACAGGGGAAGAAGCUGCAUUAAUUCAGUUGACUGAUGUCCAAACCUAAUAGAAGAAAGAGGAUGUUUUUCACAGAGAGUAGAACAAAGCUAGUAAGGACUUUGAUUCUUUUAGAUUCUGGGAGACUUGAUUCAAUUGAAAAAAUCCAUACUUUUAGAAAACACACUAGAUUUUACAGAAAUUCUUUUAUAUCCCUGGAUUCACUCUACAGGACACUUUAAAUUGGACUUAUGAAUAAAACUUGUUAAUAUUUCCCAUAAUAUUAGACUGAGAAUAAGCAGGCCCAAAUAAAUAUCUCUUACUUUUGCUAGACUCAAUUCUGACAAAUCAUACUAGUUAUGACAUGCAGGGUUGAAUUCCAACUUUUCUUCCUCCUAUCGGUCCUAUGUGGUUUCUAAAUUGCUCCUUACUAAAAUUCUGGGUUUGCACUAACAGUCCAGGCUGAAUAAAGAGGUUUAAUUAGGAAAACUGAAUCCUUCUCAUAUGGCUUGUCCAACUUUAUGUUUGAUUUUGGUAUCCACAUGAUGUAAAAUUUAACAAGCAAUAUUUUUGAAAUAGUCAAUUAUAGAGUAUUUUAGAAUUAACUCACUUGUUUUGUUGGACAUCUGUCUCAAAUGAUUGCUUAGACACAAAAUUGUAUUCUACUCCCUCCUUCUCAUGACUUUUCUUUGACCUGGUUGUAUCUAGAAGAGAUUAGAAGCAAGACAUGGGAGACAAAUCAGCCUUUGCAAACAACUAUAUUUUCCCUGUUUAAAUCCAGUCACAUUUUCAUGUCCCCAAACAAGGUAAUCAUACAGUGGUAAAUUCAAACCAAUAUAAAAUAUAAAUGAAACUCUCUCAUUCUUUUAAACUCAAUCUUUAAAAUUCAAGACCAAAACAGAAGCAUUUGCUCCCUAGGGUGCAAUAACACAAAAAUUUGGACAUGUAUUUCUCAAACUGGCAGAAGUGGUUGAAUAAAUUCUACAGUAAAUAAUCUCUCUUCUGAAAACAAGCUAUAAAUAUUUCUGUUAUUUAACUAUUUGGAAUGAGAAGAAGCAAUGGGGGCAGAGGGGAGAGCACACAAAAUUGCAUUCUCCUCAUUGAAGCUUCAUUCAUUCCCUGCUAAUGUGGGAGAACAGCUUGAUUUGUUGCCAAAAGGCUUGGAGCGCUUCUUUUACCCUCAAUAAUAUUCCCACAUUCCUGAGAAACUUACAUAAUUAUAACACCAUUUACCUUUGAUGUUGUGAUUCCUUUUAGUAUUUGUGGUCACUGUAACCGAGACUUUGGUGAUCAUUAUACAAAUCUAUGCUUGCCCAUAAAAAUGAUGUCUGCUCUUUUUUUGUGUGCAUGUUUAAAUUCAACUGAAAAUUAUCUUUAUCAGUUCUACUGCCAACAGACCAAACAUCUACCUAGCAGCCUUUUCCUGGAAGUGCUAAAUAACACAUCAACAAUGCCCUCAGUGUUAAUUUUUUGGAUUGCAAAAGUGGCUUGUUGGGGGAUACAAAUACCAAUGGAUUUUUAUGUCUUUAAUCAUUUUUUAGAAAAUAACCCAGAAAAAAAUUCAGUAAUUAUGACACUAGUUACAAACCCACACAACAGAACCAUUAAUUCCUGCAUCAAUGUGACUUGCAGGUAAGAACAUAAUAGAUAUGCUAAUCAACAAUUCAAAAUCUUGUAAAAAUUUUGUUUUGGUUUAUGGCUGUCUAGAUUUUUUUUUUUUACUUUAAUUGGUAGGAUAUUCUGAAGAAAAAUCAUUCCUUUUUAAAUAAAUAUAAUGAAGACUGUAUUGUUCUGGCUAAAUCUUGAGAUAUUUCUUUUUCACACUGGGUUCUUUUUGCAACUUACAGUCUAAUUUUUUUUUCUGUAUUCAGUUUCUCUUUUUUUUAAUGGACAUUGAGAAAAUGCAAUCUGUUCACUUUGGAAAAUGUAAUGCAAAAAAUCAAUUAUGUUAAUAAAAUUCUGGGUGCAUGCA